AUGCGGAAGUUGGGAGUGUUGAUUCUGUUUCCAUUUUUUAUCUGUGGCCAUGCCGAGGAGCAGAAAGAUUAUCACCAGGUCAUCGAUCAGCUGGCCAAGGCGUUGAGCAGCAAGGCGCAGUCGAUGCGAAAUGUGACGCAGAUUCUGGAUAAGGUAAUUUGUUUGAUUGGCAAGCUUUUAUACAUGUUUUUUGUGGUCUUGGUACUUUGAUAUGUCAGUGUUUAUUGUGGAUGUAAGAUAUGGAAGACUAUUGCGAUGACGUAUUUUAAAAGCGUGUCGUUAAAAUUUCAAGUCAUUUUAAACUAGGAUUUAUCGUUAGCCACCUAAAAAGAAAAUUUUGCUUAUAUAUCUGCACAGCGGUGCCGAUCUUUAUGACUUUUCGGGUCAACAACAGUUUAGGUCGAAAACUUUUUGGCUUGACUCGAUUCGUCAUUUUAUUGCAUGAGGAAUGAAAGAUAAGGCUUAUUUAAUAGAUAUAAUAAGCUUUGUCAGGUCCCAGGGUAGUCUAUAUAUCACAUAUUCUGAAAUAUUUUACCUGUAUCACUGCAAUAGUAUAUUUAGACAUGACUUUGGUAUUUGUAUUUUAUGGCUUCAAAAUCUCAGAGGUUUGCGUAGAAAUUGGCUCUAUGUAUUUUGGCAAAGCCUAGCCUAUAUUUGUUCCAAAUUUCAUCAAAAUAGAUUCUUCACACUUUCUGAAAUCUUCCUGUAAAACAAUCACCCCUCGGCCAAAUUAUUCCACUAUUUUCAUCCCAUUUUCAGGUGAUUGAAAAGCCCAAGACCCCGCUCAACGUCUACAAUCUCUCCUCAUCGACUCCCAUCUACAACUGGCGUCAAUACAAGACCAAUACCACCGAAUCCUACAGCCUCCCCUACGCUCCGUAUCGUCCCUCCGCUAUCGAGGACUCCAAAAACUUGCUCAACGUGUCAGCACCGCCAGCUGUGCCGAUUGCAAAGCGAGUUACCGUCCCUUCGCAACGCCUUUUGAAUGACAUUUUGGUCGUGAGGUCCAGUCGCAGGCUAUACAUUUUGGUUUUGCUCAGUAUUCAUGAGAGUCUGAAUGGGCGCGGCUACGAAUGUGGCCCGAUUGAUGUGAACAGCAUGGUGCAUUUGGGAGCAAUGCUCAGCGCGCUGGACGAGAUUAAUGAAAAGAUCCUGGAGCCGGAUCUGAAUUUGGGAAUGAUCGUGGUGGACACUUGCUCAGCGGAUUUGAGGACCUUGGCCAAUUUGUACGAGCUGUUCACUGGGACCAAUAUUCAGAGGUGAGAAUCAAGACAUACUGGUAAAAAGGUUUUGUAAAAUACGAAUGAGCGUGUCAAAUCAUCUUUAUUAUUAAGGGUAAUCCUGUAGAAUGCCACCAUAUUUUUUCCCCUUUGUCUUUGUGAAAUUUUCAUGAUACAUCUAUGCAGGGACCGAAUCCAGUUACAAAAAGCGUACCAUUUUGCAUCCAGGAAGUAUCAAAAAAUGUGGCAAAAUGCCUCCCUCUCCAAGUGAAAAAAACUCAGAUUUCAAAAGCGCGCGCCGCUUUUUGUGAGGAAAAAGAGCGCCACCUUCAAAACGAAGUCUUUUUUCACUUGGAGAGGGAAGCAUUUUGCCACAUUUUUGAUACUUCCCGGAAGCAAAGUGGUACGUUUUUUGCCACUGGAUCAGGUCUCUAACUGUAAAAAGAGUGAUUUUUGAAGACUUACUAACAUUUUUUGAGGUUAAAAAUUUUGUAAAAUACGUUGUCGGAUGAUAAAACUGCUCUUGUUUUUAGAAACGACAUUGUCGCGGUCAUUGACGAUGACAAUGGACACUUCCCGAUUACGGACAAAUAUUUGAAGCAUUUGGAACUUCCAGUGGUCAAAACCUUCUUCCCAAGGAAAAAGGAGGUAAGCAAUGAUAUGUAGCGUAAAGAUAAUACUUGAAAUAUAACCCCUCUGAACUGUAGAGGGCAGAAAAUUUGUAAUCGUAUGACUUUUUUGGGAUAGUUGAUUUUUGGAGGGUAAUAGAUGUAAUAUCAGUUUGUCGGAAAAGUAAUGGGCGCAACGCCAUAUUAAAAAUCGCAUGGCCCGAAAAACGUUUAUGCGUCGGAAUUCACCUCAAAUUGCGUCAAAAAAGAAAGUUGCAGGAUAUGUUUUCUGGCCUUUUGUAUACUUUUUCACACCCUAAAAUAUGAAUACUAGAACUAAACUUUACGAAAAAAUUGUGUCAAUUUUCAGCCCCUAGUGUCCUCAGUCCAACCCUUCAUCACCGAGCCAAUUGAAGCCAUAAUGGACCUUCUAAAACAAACCAAGUCGACUUGUGUCAGCGUCGUUCAUGACGAAGCCUUCUCUGACUUUGUCCAAGACCUCUCGAAUCUUGCGUUCGAGCGUUACAUGUGCAUUGAUCGAGUUCUCAACGUCUCAAGUGUAGCGGGAGUUUCGGCCCAACAAAAGGUGGUCCAGCAACUCUUGUUAUCCGAGGCGCGCGUUGUUCUCGUCCUGUACACGGAGCGCUCCUGGUUGGAUUUAAUCGAAGCCCUGAAUGAGGAGAUGGUCAUCUCGGGACGCUUUAUUUUUGCUACACUAAAAUCGGAGAGAUGGUCAACGUCAAGAUUAUUUGCCGACUUAUGGCCCAAAUUUGACCAAUUACUCAUUUCUGUGGCCUACAAACCGCAUCGGAACAUCAGCUAUUACAAUAAGUUGAAUGCCGACUAUCCGCAACUCCCGUUCCCGGUGCAAUGGCUGAGGCAGUUCUGGACCACCGCCUUCAAAUGCCAUUUCAACGGAGAUCAGAACUAUGGAGAGCAGUUUUCAAGGUGAGAUUUUUGUUGUUUGUGAUACUUAUCAGCGGCGUUUUUAUGUCAUAAUCAAAAUUUCAUAUCGUAUUUUACCUUCAGAAUCUGCCCAACCCAACAAAAACUCGAUUUAUCCGCGAUUUCCCCCGCCUUCAACGUCGCCCCCUCUUCUCUGGCCGUCCAUUCCAUUGGCCAUGCCCUGCGGACUUUGGUUGAAAGAAAUUGUCCUGGAGCGUUAGUGAAGACGUUGACUGACUGUCUCAACGAGCCAUACACAACACUGAAUAUGUUGAUUCGAUCAGUCGCAUUUUCCCAUCCAUUGGCCAAGACAACGUUCUCGAUGAACAGUUCGGAUGGAUUCGCAAAAGCUGAGUUAAUUCUGACAAAGCUGGUGUUCAACAAAGAUCAGUUGGUCGAUGAAGAGUUAGGGAUUUGGGAUUCAGAAGGAGGAUUAACGUACACGGCUCAUAGUAAUUUGUUUGUGGAGGAUCGGGAUGGCAGCCGGGUCCAAGUCGUCUCGCAAUGCCCAAAGUAAGUUUGAUCUAUUAUAUUCGCGUCUCAAAAAUAGUCAAAAAUUUUUCUUUCGCAAGUUUCGUUCCUAUUCUUAAAAUACGUGCGGUCAUUUUUUUCCUCAAAGUCAGGUCAUCUAAAAAAUCAAAUUUGUUCAAGAAAUCAGAAAAUGUCACUGCGCAUGGCAACCCGAAAUAUAAUAGAAGAAAAAUGUCUCCGGCUUUUGAGUUUCGUAUAAAACGAAGUGUCAAAAUUGACAAAAGAAGACAUAACCAUGAGAAAAGUAUUUUUUCGGUCGGAAAACCCCACGAAAAAUUCUUAUGUGACAUGAUUUCAAUCGAUACAAAGUGGGACAAGAGUCGAAAUGAGCCAGGAAACCUUUGGGAAAUCAAAAAAGGAAUAGUAACCGUAGUCAUUUUGUAAGACAUUGCCAAGUCUCCUGCCGAGCAUCCAACGGCUUUUUCCAGGCGUUGUAGACACCUCAUACAACCCUUUUCUAGGCCUUUGCCUGCUCUACGUCGCGUAUUCCAUCAAUUUUCUGUUGACCGGCACGCGUAAAAAAUCGCUUCUUCAUCCAAAAAAUCUCCCUUUCUCAAAACCCUCAAUCCCCCCAAAAAGUUGAACUUUCAGGUCCUCCUGCUGGGGCAGCAGCGCGAUUCGUCGCACCGCCAAGGUGCUCCCCAAGUUCAUGGACUCAAUCUUCAACACCAACACUCUUGUGUUCUCAUGCGUUGCGGUUGUUUUGAUGUUUAUCUGCUUGAUGUGCACAUAUCAAAAAAUGGUUUCCUCGCAUUCGGAUCCGUUUUGGAUCUGCUCGAGUUUAUCGUUCGUUGGCUGCGCUUUGACUUCAAUGGCUUCGAUUUUAUUUAUCACUCAGCCAUCGGAGCCGAUUUGUGCGUUGAGAUUGGGGCUUUAUUCGGUGUGUUUGAUCAGUGUGGUGGCGCCAAUCACAGUUAGAGUAAGAUGGGUUUUUUUUAAAUAACGGGGGGUCGGCGCAGCAAAAUGCUUCGCCUCGUCGAAAAAAGGGUGCAGUCGCUUACAGUGGAGGAAACUGAUCCAUUGGCAAAAAACGUACCAUUUUGCAUCCGGGAGGUAUCGAAAAGGUGGCAAAAUGCUUCCCUCUCCACGUGAAAAAACUCCGAUUUCAAAAGCUCUUUCUCGUGAGGGGAAACGCUCUUUUCGUGAGUGGAAAGGCGCAACCUUUAAAACGAAGUGUUUUUCACUUGGAGAAGGAAGCAUUUUGCCACAUUUCUGAUACUUCCCGGAUACAAAAUGGUACGUUUUUUGCCACUGGAUCAGGUUCCUCCACUGUACCAAUUUUUCAGCUGCUGCUUGCGAAAAAAAUUACUGUGCGAAAAUAUAACGACGAUUUUGCAGAACAUAAAGUUUGUAGAAAUUUCACUAUGCGUUUUUUGCGCCGAGAUUUUUUGUUUUUUAAGCCUUUCUAAAUUGGGCUUUUAUUCUUGAAGUUUAAAAAAAGAGCAAUAACAAAAAUUUUGGACGAACGUAUUUUACCAAUAAAUUAAUAAACAUACAUCCUUUUAAAAAAUUUUUCAGGUCAUUGGAAGUUUCAAUUACCACACCGUUUCCAUCAAGGGAAACAUUGUGGGGAACAAUCGAGGAUUCUCUGCGGGGACUCAAUUUUGGUCAGCCGUGAUGCUGAUCAUUUCCCAAUGCCUUUUGAUUGCGCAAUGGGCUGCAUUUGAUGACAUUAGAGCACUGUCUUUUGCUCAAUAUGAAGCUCAAUUCACGUGGAGAUGUUUGGGAGGGGAAAUGGUAGGAAUUUAUGAAAUUUAAAAAAUAAAAAAAAAUGUUUUUUUGUAUUUUUUGUGGUUUUAAAAAAAUUUUUCGAAAGAAAUUAUAUAUUUCAGAAACAUUGAAGUUGCGUAUUUUAAAAAUUUCAUUUUUUUUGCAUAUUUCAAUUCUCAAAAAAAUGUUUUUAUUGUUAAAAAAUAAAUUUUAUUUUCGCACAUUUUUUUAGAGUGAAUACGUUAUGCUCCGUUCCUGCGCAUUUGUCGGGAUUUUGACAGUGAUCACCGUGGCCGGCGCCAUUUUCCGUUGCUCGACCAAGGAUUUCCACGCUGUUGUUUUGUCGCUGAAUGUGUGGUCGAUUAACGCCGCGAUUUGGUAUUUUGCGCCGGAAUUGAACUUCCAGUUCAGGGAUUUGGCCAUUGGAAUUUGUGAGUAAAAAAUUGCAAAAUUUUGAGACGAUAUUUUUCUACAAAACUUUGAUUUUUCGCGAUCUUGGCGAAGAUAAAGUUGAAAAGCGUUCUUUUCUCUGAUGCCUCUCCAUACUGCAUGCACUCUCUUGGCUUCGGGGAUAGCACGGCUUUCCCUGCAAAGCACAAGCUAUAAAACCAGCUUUUAAAAGAUAUUUUUCAAAGUUACUUUAAAAAAUAUGUUUUAUUUUCAGUACUCUUAACCUUCUCUUUGUCAACAUUGAUCUCUUCCUACUGUUUCUCGCCUUCCUACCCGGUCGUGGAAUUGUCAACGGCGACGAUGAGUAGCACUUUAAUGGAUGAUAAUCGAAGAGGAACUCUGCGGAGAAAGGUAACUUUUUGAUCUACAUUUGAAUCGGCCCUUUUACUCAGGGUGGUCAGCGGACCCUAUUUUUCCGAUUUUCGGCCCGCGGCCCGGCUCGUCUAAUUAUCGGCCCGGCCCCGCCCGUGCAGGCCCGUUGAUAGAGAGCUCUGCGAACUGCGCCCAAGCUUGGGAUCUAAACUUAGGCAAAGAAGGCGUUGAUCUAGCUACACCAAUUAAUUUUCCCGGCGCGAAAACAACGAAUGCCAACGAUUUGGCAUUGUAAUUUAGACGGGCCGGGCCGGCUUGUCAAAUUUCCAUUUUUGAGCACGGCCGGCCCACUGACCACCCCUGCUUUUACUGCUUACUGUUAGAAAACCAAGUGCCAAGAAAAAAUUUUUUUGCCCAGUCUUUAUCAAAAUCAAAGAUCUUUUAUACCGUAUUUCAAUUUCCAGACUCAAUUCAUCGAACAGGAACAAGAGUACCGAACGUUGGGAAGGAAUUACGCGACAAUGCAACAGCCAAAAACUCUGCCGAAAAGCUCAACAAUGAAGAUCAAUUCAGCGACGACGUAA
Messenger RNA from Bursaphelenchus xylophilus (pine wood nematode), 6360 nucleotides. The record is from the annotation of a GenBank genome assembly. NCBI's taxonomy places the organism in Eukaryota, Metazoa, Nematoda, Chromadorea, Rhabditida, Aphelenchoididae.